GCGCAGGGCUGGGGGCGGCUGGCUAGCCUGGCAGCUCCGGCCGCAGGAAAGAGCGGAGGGGGUGCCGUACUGGGAAGGGCCGGCAGUCGCCGCCGCUGCCUCCGGAGAGGGUCACCCCGCCUCAUUCACGGCCCACCCGCCCGCCCCACUCGCUGCAGAGGACGCUGCGCCGGAUCCUGAUCGCGCCGACUCCCCCGCGGCACGUCGGACGCGGCUGGGCCACGAUGCCCGCCGACCUGAUGGAAAAGAGCUCCUCCUCGCCGCCGGCGGCCACCCCGACCAGCGCGCACGCCACCCCGGACAAGCCCCGCACCGCCGCCGAGCAGCGGAAGGUAAAGGAGGAGGCGGGCGGGGGUCCGGGCGGGGGAGCGGGGCGGGGGCGCCUCUGCGCGGCUCGGCCCACCGCUGAGCUCGCCUUCUCCCCACAGUCGUCCAAGCCAGUCAUGGAGAAACGGCGCCGCGCCCGGAUCAACGAGAGCCUGGGGCAGCUGAAGACGCUCAUCCUGGACGCCCUCAAGAAGGACAGCUCCCGACACUCCAAGCUGGAGAAGGCUGAUAUCCUGGAAAUGACGGUGAAGCACUUGCGCAGCCUGCAGCGGGCUCAGAUGACCGCCGCGCUCAACACGGACCCCUCCGUCUUGUGCAAGUACCGAGCGGGUUUCAACGAAUGCAUGACCGAGGUGACUCGCUUCCUGUCCUCCUGCGAAGGGGUCAACACGGAGGUCCGCAACCGGCUGCUUGGACACCUGGCCGGCUGCCUGAGUCAGAUCAGCGCCUUGAACUACCCCGCCCUGCAAUCUUCAGCGCUGCCUCCGGCGCCCUGCGCCCAGCACGGAGCCUCUUUGGGGCAGCCUCUGGUACAGAUGCCCGCCGGCACAUCGCCCCCUUCUGGCAGCGUGGCUUCCUGCAAGCUCAGCAAUCCGGCCGGCGAGAGCGCCAAGGGCGGCGGCGGCUUCCAGCUGGUGCCGGCUUCCGACGGGCAGUUCGCCUUCCUUAUCCCCAACGCGGCCUUUGCAGCGCACGGCAGUGCGGUCAUCCCUCUCUACGCCAGCUCGGGCCCUCCCGCAGCCAGCCUCCCUUCAGGAUCGGGUGCCCCGUCGCUCCCGGCAGACUCGCUCUGGAGACCCUGGUGAGCGCCCGGGAGCGCGCCUUGGCCCCGGACUCAGGGAGCAGCAGGCCCGUCGGUGGCCGCCGCCCCAUGACCGCCCGUCUGGAUUCUGUUCCCUGGCCGCCUCGGAGCUUCGUCUCUCCGCCUGUCAAUAGGACCCACCGUUCCCGUUGGGCUGGGCCUUCCCCCUGGGCCGCGUCCCCUCUCCUGCGUGGGUGGGGGAGAGGCUGUGUGUGUGUGUCCGAAUGUACUUUCCCUCCUUAUCUUUCAACCUGCCUUUUUUUCUAUUUCUAAGCAAUACCAAAGAUUGA
Molecule: messenger RNA, 1419 nt
Organism: Notechis scutatus (mainland tiger snake)
Lineage: Eukaryota; Metazoa; Chordata; Lepidosauria; Squamata; Elapidae
Source: RefSeq, a predicted model, not a curated record